CACCAACUCUCGCGAGAGUUGCCGCGGCUGAGAUCCCGGGAGCGGAGCAGAGGAAGUUGACAUGUCAACAAAGAUGAUGAAUUAUCAGCGCACAGGCAUGUAAAGGGUGUGCUGGUGUGGAAUGGCCUGACGGGGAACUUCACCUGGACCUAAACCUUCUCCCGCUUCACAUUCACCUUCUGCCUCCAUGACGACCCCUCCUCUAGUAUCACCUUUUGGCGCACAGCCGCCGCCGCAGCAGCAACAAGCACAAGCAGCACGUGAUGUCAACACGGCCUCGCUGUGUCGCAUCGGCCAGGAGACGGUCCAAGACAUCGUCCUCAGGACCAUGGAGAUCUUCCAGCUCCUCAGGAACAUGCAGCUGCCUAAUGGAGUCACGUACCACCCCAAUACCCACCAGGACCGGCUGGGGAAACUCCAGGAGCACCUACGCAUGCUCUCCGUGCUGUUCCGGAAGCUGCGUCUAGUCUACGACAAGUGCAACGAGAACUGCGCCGGACUGGACUCGAUACCACCCGAGCAACUUAUACCCUUUGUGGAAGAUGACAGCUCCAAACACGAGGACCGCUCAGCUGGCCAGAGCCGCCCCGCCACCGAGGAGAGGAGAGAAAUCCUGGAGGUCAACAAGGUAAUGUGUUGUAUAUCCCGACUAGCAGUAAUGAAACUAGAAUCAUUAAAGUUUUAGUUUCAGGUUUGAGAUUUAUGAGCCGUCAGACUUUUUAAAUGACAUCACAGGAGCUGCGGGGAAAACAUAGGAUAUCAUCUUGAAGAUAAGAAGUAAUAAUUAGGCCUGAGAUCCAUUACGGAUAAGCAAUUUUACUCAACAUCAUUAAACUAAAGCUUAAACGGCCAACUUUCCAUUACUUUGAUAGCAACGAUCUGGGUUCUAAAGACGAGGUUUGUACAAAACAAAAUGAAAGAGGCUCCACUUGAUGAGCUUGAUUGUCUGCUGAUAGAGUUUGUGUAUUUAAACGUGGAAGAGCUGCGUCGGGAGAAAGUUAGAGAAGAAAAUAUCUAAACAGUAGUUUGUAGAGUCUGAUCAAUUUAUCCGUUGGUUGAUAAAAAUCUCUCACACACAGAUCAAUUGUGGCAUUUAUGUUUUGCCAAGAUGUGUCAGCAUGAAAAUUAUUAUUUUACAGAAGAAACAAUGCAAAAAAGAUGUGUAUUUAAGUUAUAAGUUUAUGGUUAAACUCAAAUAUCAAGUCUCAAUCCAUUUCUUCAGUAGAUUUAUCUGUAUCGAAAAUGUUGUACUUAUGAAUAAACAUCUGUACCUGACCGAUAUGCUGUCUGUGCAGGAUGACUCAGGAGAGGCCACUUCUCUCUCUGGCACUGAUGUUGAAAUAGGGACAGACUGAUCUGAUCUGGUUUAAUUGGUAUCACUGCUUCACCAUAGGCAUCAGCCAUAUCAUGACUCAUCCAAAUCUAAUCAUUUCUUUGUCAGUGCUUUCAUCUCAUUUGCACACUGCUCAUAUUGUUUCCUCGAAAGUGUGCAAAGGAUAAUACUCUUAGUUAUAGAACUUGAGAUGUAAUGGCCAGAGACCAGCUGUAGUAUUUACUCUUUUGGGAGUAACGUUUUUUAGGUUUGAGGUAUCUCUGAACUAAAAGCUGAGGCUGUUGAGACAAUGAAUCUGCUCCUAUAAGUACGAGCAUUCGCUGAUGAUGUUAUUCUGUUCAUUGAACUUCGACCUUGAGAGAAAACUGGGUUAGUUUGAUAUCUUUGAUACAGAUGAGAGAUUUCACCAGUCAAAGCGAUUCCCAGACACAAUCACCAUAUCUGUCCAUUAGG
This is a messenger RNA of Pleuronectes platessa (European plaice), 1786 nucleotides long. It is a transcript of the gene med30, whose product is annotated as mediator complex subunit 30. Gene Ontology annotation, biological process: positive regulation of DNA-templated transcription. Gene Ontology annotation, molecular function: transcription coregulator activity. The transcript is spliced from 4 exons. Gene Ontology annotation, cellular component: mediator complex. Bases 188 to 685 code for a protein of 165 amino acids. NCBI's taxonomy places the organism in Eukaryota, Metazoa, Chordata, Actinopteri, Pleuronectiformes, Pleuronectidae. The record is from RefSeq and is a predicted model, not a curated record.